Messenger RNA from Nicrophorus vespilloides, 1474 nucleotides. RefSeq names its product methyltransferase-like protein 14 homolog (gene Mettl14). The transcript is spliced from 3 exons. Gene Ontology annotation, cellular component: nucleus; RNA N6-methyladenosine methyltransferase complex. NCBI's taxonomy places the organism in Eukaryota, Metazoa, Arthropoda, Insecta, Coleoptera, Silphidae. The coding region runs from base 76 to 1317 and encodes 413 amino acids. Gene Ontology annotation, molecular function: mRNA binding. The record is from RefSeq and is a predicted model, not a curated record.
GCGACUCGGUGUCGCGCGGCGCCGCCUGCUCUUCCGAAACAGCACGACGAUGCUCGAUCUUCACCGUCUCACCAGAUGCCACUGACAUCGAUGGGCGAUAUGCUGAAGGAGCUUCGCGAGAAGUCGAAGAAACGGAAGCAGCUCUUGGCGCAAACGUUCGGCGUGUCGGGGGUGGAGGAGCUGAGGCAGGUGCUGGGGACGGGAGAGGAGAGCCCGAAGAAGCAGCACGUCGAUAAUCCUUCGGAAUCGAAGGCGACAUCAUCAUCAUCAUCAUCAGGGGAGAGAAGAGGAGAGAGUAGUAGCAGCAGCAGCAGCAAGGAGCAGCAGGGUAAUGAUGAGCUGGUGUACAGAGAUUCAUCGACGUUCCUCAAAGGAACGCAAUCGUCAAAUCCGCACAACGAUUACUGCCAGCAUUUCGUGGAUACGGGACAGAGGCCGCAGAAUUUCAUCAGGGACGUCGGUUUGGCCGACAGGUUCGAGGAGUAUCCAAAGUUGAGGGAGCUGAUCAAGCUGAAAGACGAUCUGAUACAGCAGACGGCGAAUCCGCCGAUGUACUUGAAAUGCGAUCUGCUCAGUUACGAUUUGAAAGGUCUCAAUUCGAAGUUCGACGUGAUCCUGAUCGAACCGCCGCUCGAGGAGUACCAGAGGACGAUGGGUGUGACGAACAUGCAGUUCUGGUCGUGGGAUCAGAUCAUGAAUCUGGAUAUCGGGGAGGUGGCGGCGCAAAGGAGCUUCGUGUUCCUAUGGUGCGGCAGCUCGGAGGGUUUGGACAUGGGCAGAGUGUGCCUGAGAAAGUGGGGUUUCAGAAGGUGCGAAGAUAUCUGUUGGAUCAGGACGAACAUCACGAAUCCGGGACACUCGAAGAAUCUGGAGGCGAAGGCGGUGUUUCAGAGGACGAAGGAGCACUGUCUGAUGGGAAUCAAGGGGACGGUGAGACGAUCAACGGACGGCGAUUUCAUCCAUGCGAAUGUCGACAUCGAUUUGAUCAUCUCGGAGGAGACGGAGUACGGAAGCCUGGAGAAGCCUGUGGAGAUCUUCCACAUCAUCGAGCACUUUUGCUUAGGUAGAAGGAGACUGCACGUCUUCGGCAGGGACUCGACCGUAAGACCUGGUUGGCUAACGCUCGGUCCAGAAUUGACGAACACGAAUUUCAAUGCGGACACCUACAACGGCUAUUUCAAUCCGAGCACUCUGACGACCGGCUGCACCGAGAGGAUAGAGGCGCUCCGGCCGAAGAGUCCUCCGCCGAAGGGAAAAGGUAGCGCCGGCGGUCGAGGUCGAGGAGGAUUCUCCAGGGGUCGCGGCAGAGGACGAUAGUUGGGGAAUUGGUAGGGGAUCGGAUAGGAGGAGGGUUGAGGUUGUGGUCGUAGUAGUAAUCGAUUAUUCGUUCGUUUCUACACACUCUUCAACUAUAUCAAUUUUACAUUUAAUUUAAUAUCUCCUUCAUUUUAAUUAAUAAAAUACUAUGUAUUCU